Molecule: messenger RNA, 2375 nt
Organism: Drosophila melanogaster (fruit fly)
Lineage: Eukaryota; Metazoa; Arthropoda; Insecta; Diptera; Drosophilidae
Gene: Wnt10
Product: Wnt oncogene analog 10
Exons: 7
Coding region: 625-2106 (493 amino acids)
Biological process (GO): Wnt signaling pathway; signal transduction; generation of neurons
Cellular component (GO): extracellular region
Molecular function (GO): signaling receptor binding
Source: RefSeq, marked reviewed
UCAUAGUCGCGCGACUCGCUUUGCUGGCAGGACGUUCGUGUCCUGCGUCUUCCGUGCAAUAAAAAUAAGAGCAAUUCAAACCAAUUUCAAUUAGUUGAAGUUUAAACGGAAAAAUCCUUCGAAAUAUUACUCUAAAAAUCGUAUUCAAAUCAAUUGAAAAUAAACCUCGUUAGCGUUAUAUACCAAAAUUUUAUUAAAUUAAAAGUGAAAAGAAGAUAUAAUAUACACUUUUGAUACAAAUACCUGUCCCUCAAUUUAAAAACAAAUUAUUAAUUCCACAAUUCCAUUUUUAAAAUUUUAAAGAAUAGAAAAUUAAUAUCAAUAAAGUAUUAAAAGCAAACAACAUAAGCACUUAAGAAACACAACAUUUUUAGCACUUCUAAACCGACAAUGUGAAUAUAUAAUAAGUUGGUGAAAAACGGAAAGUAAUGAAAAGUUAACGCAACAUGUGAGAGACCAAAGAAAAAACAGUUUACUUCAGUUCAAAUGAGCUCUACAAAAUGUUUCCUGCUCCAUGGCCCCAGCGAACGAGUUCAAAAGCCGCUGCAACGAUCAAAACCACUGUGCCCAGUGAUAAAUUGAUUAACGAAAAUGCCGUGCAAUUAAACAUUUGGCCCCAAUUGUAUGAAAAUUUAUGCAAAUCAAAGCCGAACGAUGACUGCGUGGCGAGCAACAUCAAAAGGCCACGAGCAGCAGCAACUGCCGCAGCAGCAGAAGCAGCAGCAAGAAGCAGGAAGCAGCAGCAGCAGCAACAGCAGCAGCAACAACCUGGUUGCCACACCGGCCACAUCGCGCCAUUGCAAUUUGCAUUUAAUUGUUAUGAUUAUCUUGGCCUGCUGCACACGCUGGCUCUAUGGCUUGCCGGAUGGUCGUGCCACCUGCCGUUCAGUGCCUGGAUUGACCAAGGAUCAAGUGGAGCUCUGCUACAAGGCCAGUGAUGUGACGGCGGCAGCUCUCGAAGGACUCGACAUGGCCAUACGAGAAUGUCAAAUUCAGUUUCAAUGGCAUCGGUGGAACUGUUCGUCGCUGAGCACAAAGAGCCGCAAUCCGCAUGCCUCCAGUUUGCUGAAGAAAGGCUACCGAGAGAGUGCGUUCGCCUUUGCCAUCUCGGCUGCCGGGGUGGCCCACAGUGUGGCUCGCGCCUGUAGCCAAGGUCGUUUGAUGUCCUGCGGCUGCGACCCCACCAUCAAUCGCAAGACGCUGAACAAGAACCUGCGCCAGUCUCUGGACAAGGAGAAGAAGCAGUUUCUGCAGUACUUGGAGACCAAUCAGAUUCUAACGCCCGAGGAGGAGAAGAAGUACGAGCGCUCCAAGAUCGCCAGUCGCUGGAAGUGGGGCGGCUGCUCCCACAACAUGGACUUUGGGGUCGAGUACUCCAAGCUCUUCCUCGACUGCCGCGAGAAGGCCGGCGACAUUCAGUCGAAGAUCAAUCUGCACAACAAUCACGCCGGCCGGAUAGCCGUCUCCAACAACAUGGAGUUCCGGUGCAAAUGCCAUGGAAUGUCCGGCAGCUGCCAGCUGAAGACGUGCUGGAAGUCCGCGCCCGAUUUUCACAUUGUGGGCAAGGUGCUGAAGCACCAGUUCCGCAAGGCCAUUCUGGUGGAUCAAUCGAAUCUGGGCAACGGGGAGCCCGUGGUCGUUUUGAAACGGGCGCGCAAUAAGAAAUCGAACGGUGGCAGCGGCUCCGGAUCCACGUCGCCCGAUCUGGACAGCACGGAUGCAUCUGGUGGCCACGAUGAUGGAGGGACAGGUGACUCUGAGACGCGGCGGCAUGACGAACUCGGUGUGGAGCGGGGCACGCGGCAACCGAGCGCCGAUAAGAAUGCGGCACGAAUGGCCCGAAAACUGGAGACAUCGCUGUUCUACUAUCAGCGCUCGCCCAACUUUUGUGAGCGCGAUCUGGGAGCUGAUAUACAGGGCACCGUGGGACGCAAGUGCAAUCGGAACACCACGACCAGCGACGGAUGCACCUCCCUCUGCUGUGGCCGUGGCCACAGCCAGGUCAUCCAGCGGAGGGCGGAGCGGUGUCACUGUAAAUUCCAAUGGUGCUGUAAUGUGGAGUGCGAGGAGUGCCACGUAGAGGAAUGGAUUAGCAUAUGCAAUUAAGGACAAUGGACGCAAGACGAAGGACGAUGAAGUGAUGGAGCGAUGGAGCCUCAGCCACAUGCAUAAGAAAAGACUUUUCUUCAUUCUCACAGAACUUAACACACAAAGAAAUCAGUAUUACAGAAAAAAAAACAUAAAGUACGCAAUAGGGCAAACAUCAAUAAACAACGUGUGUGAAUGCAAUGCCUAGUUUAGCAAUCUCCAGCCAUUUGGAAUACGUAUAAAUAUAUUUUGUAAAUACGAACAAUAAGAUGCAUAAUUAGUCUGUC